Messenger RNA from Nymphalis io (European peacock), 917 nucleotides. Its product is annotated as 18S rRNA aminocarboxypropyltransferase. The record is from RefSeq and is a predicted model, not a curated record. NCBI's taxonomy places the organism in Eukaryota, Metazoa, Arthropoda, Insecta, Lepidoptera, Nymphalidae. The coding region runs from base 117 to 848 and encodes 243 amino acids. Gene Ontology annotation, molecular function: rRNA small subunit aminocarboxypropyltransferase activity. The transcript has a single exon. Gene Ontology annotation, biological process: maturation of SSU-rRNA.
UGUCAGUGUCAGCUUUGCAUCUUAAACUAAACAAAUAUUAUUUUUUCACAAUUAUUUUAUCUUUAUUUAAAAUAAAUUGAUUUACAUAUCAUUAUCCUCCAUUAAAUAAAGUCUCUAUGGCGCCUACUAAAAAUGGUUCAGUCCGUGGAAAACGAUCUAACCAACACACUCAACGAGAUUAUGCAGAAAGGUUCAACGAUUUAAGCAUGCAUUCGUCUGGAGACAGUGAAGAUAGUUCAGACAGUUCAGAUACUGAAGGCGUAGAAGCUACAUUUGCAGUAAGCAUGUGGGAUUUAAACCAUUGUGACCCAAAGAAAUGCUCAGGACGAAAACUCUUGCGGCAUAAACUUAUCAAGAAUUUAAAACUUGGUCAAAAAUUUCAAGGGGUUGUGCUUUCUCCAGUUGGAACUCAAUGUGUUAGUCCAAGUGAUAAAGAUAUAAUAGAAAAGUUUGGAUUGGCUGUGAUAGAUUGUUCGUGGGCUAAAAUUGAUGAGACACCAUUUCAACGAAUGAAAUCUCCUCAUCCAAGGCUAUUACCAUUUUUAGUCGCGGCCAAUCCCAUAAACUAUGGCAGGCCAUACCAACUAAGUUGUGUAGAAGCUUUGGCCGCAGCCAUGUUUAUUACAGGUCAUAAAAAAGAAGCCAAUUUUUAUUUAUCAAAAUUCUCAUGGGGACAUUCGUUUUUAGAACUGAAUUCUGAAGCAUUAGAUAUGUAUUCGAAUUGUACAGAUAGUAAAAGUGUAAUAGAAGCACAAAGCAAAUACUUAGAAUCUGCUGCAAAUGAAAAAGAUACUAGAAAAAUGUGGCCGUCAAGUGAUUCAGACAAUGAAAGUGAUGAUACUGAGUAAAAAGUAUAAUUAUUUGUAAUCAUAUUCUGAUAUUAAAUAAUUUAUAUUUAUUAUAUUUCAUUCCAUAUA